AUGACCAUCCAAGUCUCGACCACUCCGGGCAGCCUAGCCACCGAGCAGCUGCGCGACUUCUUCGACCGUCUCGCCGCAGGAGACUACCACAGCCUCGCCAAAGAGCUCCAUAUUACUGGCAGACCCAUUCAACAACCGGCCGCCGUCCUCAACAACUCCCACCGCGACACGGACAGCGGUGGUUCGGUCGACACCCCCGACCCGAACGCGUCCAUACAGUCCAUCGACUCUGUCGACUCGUUCAAAUUCAAACCAACAGCCGAUGGCCUCCACCGCGCCGUCUCGCUCAUCCGCGGAGACGCACCUCAACAGGGUGCGGCGACCCCCGAAGAGGAGGACGAGGCGUUCGAAUUCACAUUCCGGCUCAUGCUCCACAAGCUGUACUCUAUCAAGGACUUCGCGAAGAUGGUCGACGACGUCGUGCGCUCCUCACGCGAGAACUACCAGCCGCUCUCUCCUGCGCUCCUCUCCCGCGGCAGCGGUAGGCGGCCGUCGGUGUCGUUCGCCUUUGCGUGCGGCGAGGACGCAUACGGGGAUGGGGACUCGUUCGCAAUUCUAGGAUCGCCAGCGUCUCCGUCCGAGGCGAGCUCGAUAUUCCCGUCGUCGGAUUCUUCGUGGACGCUCGAUCGUGUCUCGAGCCCGCCGUUCGAGGACGAGUCCGAUGCUCGGGCUGUUAAGAAGAGGAUCGUCGGCAGGAAGCUCUCGGUGGUUGACGGCUCCAUGGACGAAGAGAACCACGGGCCGGCGUGGGUGUACGACUCCGCAGUUGCAUCCGUCGACUCGCCUGUGCCCCGUUACGAGUCGUCCUUCUCGCGCGGGAGGGAAUCUCCGUCUGGCCUCGACUAUCCGGAAACCGUCGACGGAAUGGGGUAUGGUUCGCGCAAGCGGCGGUUCUCAUUCCUUGCCGCGCGGGCAUUGUAA
Molecule: messenger RNA, 921 nt
Organism: Dichomitus squalens LYAD-421 SS1
Lineage: Eukaryota; Fungi; Basidiomycota; Agaricomycetes; Polyporales; Polyporaceae
Exons: 1
Coding region: 1-921 (306 amino acids)
Source: RefSeq, a predicted model, not a curated record